Molecule: messenger RNA, 939 nt
Organism: Hyaena hyaena (striped hyena)
Lineage: Eukaryota; Metazoa; Chordata; Mammalia; Carnivora; Hyaenidae
Product: olfactory receptor 7D2
Exons: 1
Coding region: 1-939 (312 amino acids)
Biological process (GO): G protein-coupled receptor signaling pathway
Cellular component (GO): membrane
Molecular function (GO): G protein-coupled receptor activity; olfactory receptor activity
Source: RefSeq, a predicted model, not a curated record
AUGGAAGAGGGAAACCAAACGGGAAUUUUAGAGUUCAUCCUCCUCGGGUUCUCUGAGGAUCCAGAACUGCAGCCCUUCAUAUUUGGGCUGUUCUUGUCCAUGUUCCUGAUCACUGUGCUCGGGAACCUGCUCAUCAUCCUGGCUAUCUGCUCUGACCCCCACCUCCACACCCCCAUGUACUUCUUCCUCUCCAACCUGUCCUUGGUCGACAUCAGUUUCAGCACCACCAUAGUGCCCAAGAUGCUGGUGAGCAUCCACACAGAGAACAAAGCCAUCUCCUAUAUGGACUGCCUCACGCAGGUGUAUUUUUCCAUGUUUUUUCCUAUCCUGGACACUCUACUCCUGACCUUGAUGGCCUAUGACCGGUUCGUGGCCAUCUGCCACCCCCUGCACUACACAGUCAUCAUGAACCCACGCCUCUGUGGCCUGCUGGUUUUUGUUACCUGGUUUAUUGGUGUCAUGACAUCCCUUCUUCAUAUCUCUCUGAUGAUGCAUCUGAGCUUCUGUAGAGAUCUUGAAAUUCCGCAUUUCUUCUGUGAACUGACACAGAUUCUCAAGUUGGCCUGCUCUGAUACUUUCCUGAACAGCACGCUGAUAUACUUUAUGACUGGAGUGCUAGGUGUUUUUCCCCUUGUUGGGAUCCUUUUCUCCUACUCACGUAUUGCUUCGUCCAUAAGGAAGAUGUCUUCAGCUGGGGGAAAGCAAAAAGCAUUUUCCACCUGUGGGUCUCACCUCUCAGUCGUUUCUUUAUUUUAUGGGACAGGAGUUGGGGUCUACUUCACUUCUGCAGUGACUCACUCCCCCCAGAAAGUCUCAGUGGCCUCAGUGAUGUACACUGUGGUCACUCCCAUGCUGAACCCCUUCAUCUACAGCCUGAGGAACAAGGACGUGAAGGGGGCCCUGGGAAGGCUCCUCAAUAGAGCGGCUUCUUGUCUGUGA